Messenger RNA from Arctia plantaginis, 1515 nucleotides. NCBI's taxonomy places the organism in Eukaryota, Metazoa, Arthropoda, Insecta, Lepidoptera, Erebidae. The record is from the annotation of a GenBank genome assembly.
AUGGUGACGUCGAUUUCCGAAGUGAUCGUGGUGGUGCGAAGUGACGUGCUCGACGUCUUCCGUUUACUUGAAGCGUGGUGGCAAGGUCUACUGUUUAUCGCCAGACUGGUGAUUUCAUACUGUCGGUUCCUACAGCAGACAGCAUACGAGCUGAAGUUGCCUGUGACGGCAAUGAUGGCGCCCAGCGUUUUCCAGAGGACGAAAUCGCCGCGUUCUUCACCAGGAAACUUGGCAAGGCAACUACAGAACGGCACAGAAGCUUCCGCGCAUUCGGAUCCAACAGCUGACUCGAGCCCUGGCAACUCCAUAUCGGAUGCUGAAAACUUCGAGUGCUAUGGAGAGGGGGACAAUGAUACUCCCAUUAACACGUUAGAGAACGGAUCUAGAAGUCCUGGUAAUCCUUUGAACCGACAUUCUUGGACACGGACCAGUCUUAGGCGAACACCACCUAGCCAUCAGGAGAAUCUGCCGCAUCGGAGAUGGGGCUCCAUGAGACACUCUGGGAAACGACAAAUCGGCUCCAAUGUCUUAGCUAGCCAAUUAUACCGGUCGUCGUCAUUCAACUCUUCUGGCUGUGGCUCCGGAGGGGAGCCAGCCGACGACAUGUACUCUGAUGUGUCAUUGGAAGAAGAUGUCCAAGGUCUUAACUAUAAGGUGCAACUAUUGCAACAGCAAGUAACUUCACUGGCAGAUACGCAAAGUACGGCGGACGAACGCUACGCAAGGGCGAAAGCAGAUAACGCAGUAUUACAAGCGCGUGUUCACAUGCUGGACGAACAGAUUCGAGAGAUCGAGUGCCGAUGUGAGGAAAGCAUAGCCGAGGAGAAGCGACGGAGUCGUGAAGCGAUUUCGCGAGUGGAGCGCGAUCGUGACACGCAAUUAUCCGCUAUCACCGACAGACUUGGCUCUGCUGAAGCUGAAGCAUCGGAGCUUAAACAAGAGGUUGGUCGCCUACGUGGUGUGGCAGAAACCCUCCGAGCUAACGCCGAAGCGGCUGCUCGAGCACAUCGCGAGGCGCAAGAGCAAGUGGCUGAGCUCGCAGCCGCUUUAAGCACUGCUCGAGAAGCUGAGCGAAGGGAACGAGAAGCAGCUGCAGCGGCAGCAGAAAUGUUGGCCUCCGCGAAAAAAGAGCUGCAAAGACUGAGAGAUGUCCCACCGCCUCCGCCAGACCCCCGCCUCGAUGAGUUAAGGAAAGAACUUACUUUACUCCGGACACAGAAUAAAACACUCUCAGAAGCACAAGAGGAGCUUCAGGCGCAGAUAUUAACGCGUGGCGUGGAGGAGGGCCGUAGCCUGCUGGACGGAGUCAGCGGCCCUCUAGUGGCGACCAACUCGCUCGCGCACGAGCUUUCACAGAUGAGUGACGACGAAUUACAGAAAGCGCUAAAAGAACAACAGGAUGUCAAUGUUCAGUUAAGGAAUUAUAUCGACGGAAUCCUGCUAUCGAUUGUUGAAAACUACCCACAAUUACUUGAAGUUAAAUACCAGAAGCAACCAGGAGACACCAGAUCAUAA